Molecule: messenger RNA, 3225 nt
Organism: Tremella mesenterica DSM 1558
Lineage: Eukaryota; Fungi; Basidiomycota; Tremellomycetes; Tremellales; Tremellaceae
Exons: 6
Coding region: 1-3225 (1074 amino acids)
Biological process (GO): DNA-templated transcription; regulation of DNA-templated transcription
Cellular component (GO): nucleus
Molecular function (GO): DNA binding; zinc ion binding; DNA-binding transcription factor activity, RNA polymerase II-specific
Source: RefSeq, a predicted model, not a curated record
AUGACACACGAUCCAAUCACCUUACCACGUCUACCACCACCCGUUACCGAAACUCUCCCUUCCAUCUUUCAUCCUUUACCUUCACCCAUCCGACCAACUCAACAAACUCGUACUACUCAUCCAGCCAAACUACCUCCCCGUAUCAUCUCACCCACGACACCAGGCGUCAAUCAAUUCACACAGGAUAAAUCGUUGCAUAGGGCGGGAUCAUUCCACAUUCCACCGCCACCCAAAUCAAUCCCCAUGCGUGCUGCCUUUUCCGCCACACCCGUCUCUGGAGCAGGUCCCAGUCGGUCGGUACCACAUCCAAACCGAUCCGAACAGGGGGACUCGCCGGAAGAUGAUAAUAGAAGGGAGCUGGACAGGGAAGAAUUGACUACGAAAGGAAGGAAGAGGAAGAGAUUGGCAAAAGCCUGUAGUGCCUGUCAUAAAAACAAACGAAGAUGCGAUGGGUUCGCCCCUUGCUCUAACUGCGAAUUUUCUUCCCGCCCAUGUCUCUACCUGAACGCACAAGGUCAGGAGAUACCUCCUCCCAGAACUCGCGAUGCGGCAGAUCGUCGAGCGAGCAGAGAUGAUGGACGCCCAAACGGAGGAACGAGGAGAGAGGGAGAUGCGGACUGGGCUAGAGGGUCUAGUGGGUCGACACAGAUGGACGAGAAACGGCAGAGUGUAGAGCGGAGAGUAUUGAGCCCGGUAGAGAUUGUCGAACGUGAUCCUGCCAUCUCUGCUGAGCUCAUCGACAUUUUCCUCCGUCGACUCCAGCCUCACUGCGCCAUGAUACACACUCCCACGUUCCAACACCGUCUUUACCUCGGUCAAGUAUCUCCUCUCCUUCUCGACUCCAUUUACGCUCUUUCCGCCCGUCUUUCCGACAACCCAGUGCUUCUUGCUUCCCUUCCACCCAAGGCCCCCCGGUGGAUACGGGGCGAAGCGUUCGCCGAGCGUGCGCAUGCGGGUGCCACUGCCAUUAUCGACCAUCGUAAAGCAUGGAAUGAAGAAGAAAGACGUUCAGAUAUGGGGACGUACGAAGAAACAGAACUCGUCCAAGCUCUGUACCUCUUAUCGGUUUAUUACUCUUGUAUCCGUCAACCCCAAUUAGGUCUCUAUUACCUCGACGUAGCUAUCGAUAUCUUUCGUCCCACUCAUGCAGCCACUCUACCUCCCCCAGCGACACAACUCGGACUCAGUACGGUGGAAUAUAUGACAUUGAUGGAGAUGCGUCAUCGAACCUUCUGGCUGUUGGUUUUCCAUGAUUUGUUCGCUGCUGCUGUGAGUAGAGAAAGACGUUUGAGGGAACAAGACAUGUACAACGUACCUUUACCUGGAUCGGAUGUACAUUGGGGCAGGUACGGCGGUGGAGCGGCUGGAGGGAGAGAAGCAGGGAGAAGAGAUGGCUUAAUAGUUGGAAGUGGGAAUUGGUUAGGGGAAGAAGGUCAAGUGGGGGAGUUUGGACAUGCAAUCAGAGUGCUGUCAAUCUGGUGUGACAUUAUGAGUGUGACCAAUGCCACCGUAUCGCCGACGUUGGAGAUCAGAACGCAUGCGUUGCGACAGGAGCAAGCUCUGAAGCUGACCCGCGCGCAGGCAUGGGCAAACUCCCUCCCUUCCCAUCUCUCAUUCGAUGAGACCAACAUUGCCGCUGCUGAGAUAGCAUCUCGUUCGUCAGUCCCAGAAGUGUCGCUCAACGGAUGGUGGUUCACUUUCAUGCACUGUCUAGCUGAGUGCGGUAUGUUCUAUUUGCAAGUCGUGGUGGCUCAACAGAUGGGGAACGAGUGGAUGGCUGUGAGACAAGGGCAGGCUGUUCAGAAUAUCGCCAUCUUGAUGGACAGGGCUGGUGAAAGGGGCAGGGAGAGUUGUGCGAUGCUCUUCCCCCUACUCGUCCUCUCCAAUUGGCAAGACCAUAUCCAUCUCACAAAUCCCUCCCUCUCAUCUGCACACGCCAAAGUCGACCAACAUCUCAAUAUCUGGUGGACUGAAGUCGCUGAAAAUUGGGGGUUCGAUCGCACGACCGCUGUCCAAAAUGGGUUCUAUCCCGAACUCCCUCCAACGCGUUCACAGAGACAACGACCCCCACCUAUCCUCACUUUGCCUCAUCCUCAUCCUCAUCCACAAGCGCCUCUUCCCAUCAGAGCCCGUGCACCCGGAAACAUGCUUAACCUUUCUGCACCUAUCCUCCCUCCAUUACCUGCUCGAACACCUUCGAGAGCGUUCGAUCCAAUGACCCCUACGAUGGGAUUCGACCCGAUACGUACUCCCAUUCUUUCUUAUGAUCCUUCAAGAACACCCGUCAUGUCAUACGACCCAACUAAAACCCCUGGAAUGGCAUUUGAAUCCUCUCGAACACCCAAUAUAACUUACGAACCCACUAAGACGCCUUCGAUAGGAUUUGAUCCGAUCAGAACUCCUUCUAUACCUCACGAGAAAGAAUCCGUCAGAACCCCUUCGAGGACAGAAGUGAAUGCUCCAGCUUUAGGAUUGAGGUUGUACAAUGCUACUUCGCCGUUGGUGCCGGAAAGCGUGAUAUCGAGUACGAGCUCAUUAACUUCUAGGAUUGAAGUGGGCCCUCCGGGAUUAUCACCAUUGUCAGGUGUCCGAAGAGGUGGUCUCAUUAAUGCCAUAAGAUCGCCUUCGCCGUCCACCAAAAUCGAUUCGGAGUCAAGGAUGGACAUGAGACGUACGUCGGUCACUAGUCCAGAGAAAUCUCGACGACAUUCGGAUAGAGUGGAGAGGGAUAAUUCAGUCAGACGUGGAUCAGAAACGAGGUACGAAGUCGAUAUGAGAACUGAGUUCCGACGGGAAGAGAGAAUGAGGUCGAAUAGUAGAGAAGAUCACGAGUCAACUUCAAAGGGAAGGAAAGAGACGAUAGAAUGGGAUAGACGAUUAAGUGAGAUUAGAGAUACUUCUGUAUCACCUUGGAAGAGGGAUGAUGAAAACGGGAUUGUCUUACCGCCCCUCUCGGCGGAUUUGAAAUAUCCUCAUGGUCUUUCUGAUAGGAUGACAUCGGGUUUAAGUCUGGGAAUGGGAAUGAGGAGAGAAUCAGCAGGGGAUAGGGAAAGAAGAGAGAUAGAAAUGGAGAGGGAGAUGAGAGAAAGAAGAGGAUCAAUGAGAGAAUCGGCGAUACGUGAUGCGAAGGAAGAAGUGAGAAGGGAAAAACAAAGAGAUUGGGGAUCGUUAGGUAUCGAAGCUUUAGUUUCUGCUGCGGAAGUUAGAGAAAGGGAGAGAGUGUAG